Messenger RNA from Aspergillus mulundensis, 1077 nucleotides. RefSeq lists its product as uncharacterized. Gene Ontology annotation, molecular function: oxidoreductase activity. The transcript has 3 exons. NCBI's taxonomy places the organism in Eukaryota, Fungi, Ascomycota, Eurotiomycetes, Eurotiales, Aspergillaceae. Bases 1 to 1077 code for a protein of 358 amino acids. The record is from RefSeq and is a predicted model, not a curated record.
AUGGCGCCAAAAACCAUGAAAGCCCUGCGUCUUGUCAAGUACAACGCACCCUACGAACUCCAAGAAAUCCCCGUCCCGACAAUAAAAGACAAUGACCUGCUCCUCAAGGUUGGAGCCGCCAGCUUCUGUCACACAGACUACCAAGUCUACGAGGGCGUCUACCAGUCUCCACUCCCAUUGACGCCCUCCCACGAACCAGUAGGUACAAUCGUCGAAGUCGGCCCCAAAGCCGCCGCAGCAGGAUGGAAAGCCGGGCAGAGAGUCGGAAUGCUCAACUUCCGACACGCCUGCAAUUCCUGCACAGGGUGCAGAGUCGCGCGUGAUCCCAAGGACCCCAGCAAGCCUGACCUCCGCUUCUGCCAGGGCGAGACCAAGGAUAUGGCGGGGAUUAGCGGCGACGGCGGUUUUGCGGAAUACGUCGUUGCGGACGCGGAUGCAAGCGUCGCUUUACCUGAGGGCUUGGAGUUCGCACAAGCCGCGCCGCUUAUGUGCGCUGGAGCAACGGUAUGGGGCGGCCUCGACGAAGCAGGCGUCAAGCCAGGCCUCCCCAUCGGCGUAAUCGGCAUCGGAGGCCUCGGCCUCCUAGCAUUACAAUUCGCAGCCGGCCUCGGCCACCCCACAUUCGCCAUCGACAACCGUCCUGAAGGACGCCAGUUAGCCGCAGACCUCCCCUCGCACCUCCGCCCAAAGGCAAUCAUCGACUCGACAACCGAGAGCGCCACGGACGAGAUCGUUAAUGCAGCAGGCGACGGCGGCCUCGCGGGCGUCCUCGUCUGCACGGAUAGCGUGGAGGCUACAGAAUGGAGUCUGAAACUGCUGCGGACCAAGGGCGUGUGUGUGCCGCUGGGUUUACCCGUUGAGGGGUUCAAGUUCAGUGCGUUCGAUCUGAUCUUCAAGCAGUUGAGUGUUCGGGGGAAUCUUGUUGCGAAUCAAAGGCUUGUGCGUGACAUGAUGAGGUUGGUUGCUGAGAAGGGGGUUCGGAGUCAUGUUACCACCAUGACGCUGGAGGAGGGCGUGAACUUGCCGGAACGGUAUAUGGAUCCGAAUUUGAAGGGGAGGUUGGUUGUUACGUUCUAG